AUGACUUGUGAAAUAAUAAUCAGACAAGCCCGUGAAGAAGAUGCUGCUCAACGUGCAGAACUGAUACAGAUUGGACUAUUAUCUCAUCAGUGGAACGCUUUUAUUUACUUUUUAUUUCAGGAGUUGACACUGGAAGCUGUUCUGUUGGUGGGUGCUGUGCUGUUCAUUUUCUGUGGAGCUUCACCAGUGGCAUGCAUUACUCUUGUGCCUGCAGCAGCUGCAAUUGUUGCCCUUGCAGUCUCAGUUACUCACCACUCCCUUGCUUCUUCACAUAAGAAGAACAUGCAGCAGGAGCAAUUUGGUGUGGUUGCAGAGAUGCGAGGUCCUCUUGGACUUGAGGUUCCCAAAGACUGUGUCCCAGUACGCACAAUGCUACAACAAGUCUCACAGCCCACGCAGCAUGUACAUGCCAAGUUGGUGGGGACUGUGAGUGUUUCAGAGUUCCAUGGACCCGGCGAUGCCCUCUGGCUUCAUUCACUCUCCGUGCACCCACAGUGGCGGCGGCGCGGCGCGGGGCGGGCGCUGCUGUGGGCGGCGCGCCGGCUGGCGGCGGCGAGCGGCCAGAGGGCGCUCGAGGCGCUCACCAGCGAGCUGCAGCCGGAGGCGCGCGCGCUGCUGCACUCGCUGGGGUGGGAGCUUCGCGGCACGUACGAGCGGCCGCUGGUGGGCGCCGCGCUCGUCCUGCCGCUCGCCAGGCUCGGCCUCGACUUGCCCUACGCC
Molecule: messenger RNA, 720 nt
Organism: Iphiclides podalirius (scarce swallowtail)
Lineage: Eukaryota; Metazoa; Arthropoda; Insecta; Lepidoptera; Papilionidae
Source: the annotation of a GenBank genome assembly